Messenger RNA from Striga asiatica, 1746 nucleotides. The record is from the annotation of a GenBank genome assembly. NCBI's taxonomy places the organism in Eukaryota, Viridiplantae, Streptophyta, Magnoliopsida, Lamiales, Orobanchaceae.
UGAUAAGAGUAAAUUUGCAGAGAAAGUCAGAUAGAGAAAAGUGAACUAGGGUUUUCGAUUUUCGCGGGGAUGAGGCCCGACGAUUACAAGUUCAUGCGAAUUGUGGACGCAGUGACUUGCGUUAAUCAGAAAGUCAAUCUCAUCGGCGUUGUCGUCGAGACUAGCCUCCCCAAGAAAUCUAAAGGAACAGCGAGGAUCAUUGAUGAAUCAUGGACGGCACCUGGUAUUUUCAUAAACUUUUUCGCUGAAACUAUGGAGAAGCUCCCCAAUUUAGAGUGUGUCGGUGACAUAGUUAUAGUUUCUCAUGUUGUGGUAAUCAAUCUUCUUUCUCUUCACAUAGUUCUGGUGAAAAUGAGGGGUUCUGAUGUUUAUGCUUUGUUUAACAAGAAAUUCUCAUCUUUCGCCUUAUUUGAAGGGAGACAGCAUAGUGGCAAAGAACUUGUGCCCUAUCAAAUUUCUUCGAAAUAUAAACCAAGAGAAGAGGACAAGAAGUUCGUAACAGCAUUAAGGAGAUGGACUGUCCAACACAAAAUUGAAGGCAUAAAUGAGUACCUGUCACUGAGAGAAAUCAAAGAAGAUGAACGUGUCAAUCUUCUUUGCAAGAUUUUGCAUGUUUGUCAAGUCAAGGAAGAUGAGUGGGUGAUCUUUGUUUGGGAUGGAACAGACACACCGCCUGCUUCUGUUGACAGCAAACUCGAAGAUGAGAUAGAAAAUCCGAUUCCUCUACAGUUGGAAAUGCCUCCUUUGUCAAGAGACACUUUAUGUACCUUUCCAUCAGUUGGAACAGUCUUGAGGAUGUUUGUAGAUCAAGGCAAUGAGAAAUUAGGCAUAACCUUACUUAAAACAAAUAGGUGGGUGAAACUUAUUGGUGUGAAAUGUGAAGUUCGUGCUGCUUCACGGUGUGCUAUGUUGAUGCCCUUCUCCAAGCUUUGCUAUUUGCCUGAUGAUGACAGUGUCGUAAUUGAGCGCCUAAGGUCUUACAGUGAGCGUAUUUCAUCUAAGUGGGGCCGAAUACCCUUCACAAGUUUCCCCUGGCCGUCUCACAUAACAGAGACGGAUCACCCUGAUAUUGCCUUUGUAACUUUAAUGGAUGUCCUCACACAUCCAGAGGUGACUUAUAAAUUUAGGUGUGUUGUUCGGGUUGUUGCAAUAUUCCCAUGGAGGGCAGAGGACUUUACCUCUCAUAAUGGUGUGUACAGAGUGAGGUUGACUCUGGAGGAUCCCACUGCAAGAAUUCAUGCAUUUCUUUAUGCAGAGGAUGGGAGGAAAUUUUUCGGGGAUGUUGAUUCUGGCGAUAAGAUAACACGGAAGAGAAAUAUGUUGCUUGGAAAUGCUGACGAUGGCGAUGCCACGGCAAUGAAAAAUGUUUCGCGAAAUCCACCAUGGAUACAAUGUUGCUUGAAAUCUUAUUAUCUGGACAAAAGCAAUAUUUGGGGGAGUAGGAAUUACCGGAUAUUUGGCACUACUAUUGUCGGAUGAUUGUAUAUGGUUUACUGAUGGGUAGAUUGACUUUGACAAGUUAUCCUUUAUGUGCCUUCAAAUUAGGUAGAAAGCUUCAUAAUCUGUAGAUCAUAGGAUUUUUUAGUUGUAACAAACUACGACUUGUUGACUCUGUGUAUUAAUUUUGAUCGGUUAGUCAACUACGACAUGUUGAUUUUGUGUAUUAACUUUGAUCGGUUAGUCAGACCACCGACCAUUUUUUCUGAACAAAAAAAUUCCUUAAAACUACAGUGCAUAAAGUAAUAC